Molecule: messenger RNA, 2907 nt
Organism: Seriola dumerili (greater amberjack)
Lineage: Eukaryota; Metazoa; Chordata; Actinopteri; Carangiformes; Carangidae
Gene: selenon
Product: selenoprotein N
Exons: 12
Biological process (GO): skeletal muscle fiber development; calcium ion homeostasis
Cellular component (GO): endoplasmic reticulum membrane
Source: RefSeq, a predicted model, not a curated record
GAGUGUUUUAUUUCGAGCCCGCAAACACCUAAUGUCCGGUUUUAUCCGAGCUACUGCUUGCUCACUUGACGCAUCUUAACCACAUCCAUAUGGUUUCCAGAUUAGAUGUGGGAAAUAAGAAAUCUGUGCUGCUAGCUAACAUUUCCCAGCUGUUUCCAGCGAGUGUAACGGCCAGAAAGGACGUGCGGUCCCCGGCUCGUGGACGACAGACCUCUCGGUAGAUUCUAAACACUUAAAGGAGGAAGUUUAUACCGAAACGUAAUUGUCGGUUUUUCUACGUUAUCCCACGACCAUGCCCUCGUCUAAAUAGCCUUGGUGGAGGUCGAGGAUGGCCGCAGACGUGGAUAAAAGAAUCCCCGAGGAUGAAAGCAAAAAUUCGCCACAGAAUGGGCAUCAGAGUCCGGGCUCUGGCUCCUGGAUCUACAGGGGGAUGUGGACCCUGCUGGUAGUCGGUGCUGUCCCUCUUCUCGCUUUUGGGAUCAAGAAUUAUCAAGAUGCCCAGCUCGUCCAACGUCAUGAAGAGAGUGUUCGAACUCUGGGUGCUGAGGGGCUUUUUCUCUUCUCCUCCUUAGACACCGACCAUGACCUUUAUCUCAGUCCGGAGGAGUUUAAACCUAUUGCAGAGAAACUCACAGGGAUUACACCCCCUGUGGAUUUUGAGGAGGAAGUGAUCCAUGAACCCAAUGGAGAGACUUUGACUUUGGAGGCCAAAAUGCAGCCUCUGCUGCUUGACUCUAUGACAAAAAGCAAGGAUGGCUUCCUUGGGGUUUCUCACAGCUCCCUGAGUGGGCUGCGGUCUUGGAAAACCCCAGCAGUGCCUUCUUCUUCCUUCUCUGCCAGCCAGUUCAGGGUCUUCCUGCCCCCAAAGAACAAGGUUGAAGUGGGAGACACGUGGUGGGUGAUUCCUAGCGAGCUCAACAUCUUUACUGGAUACCUGCCCAAUAAUCGUUACCACCCUCCCACACCAAAAGGCAAAGAGGUUCUCAUCCACUCCUUGCUGAGUAUGUUCCAUCCUCGGCCCUUCAUCAAAUCACGUUUUGCUCCUCAGGGCGCAGUUGCCUGCAUUCGUGCCAGCAGUGACUUUUAUUAUGACAUUGUCUUCAGGAUUCAUGCAGAGUUCCAGCUCAACGAUGUGCCGGACUUUCCCUUCUGGUUCACCCCGGGCCAGUUCACUGGCAACAUCGUCCUCUCUAAAGACGCAUCUCAUGUCCGCCACUUCCACCUCUACGUCCCCAAUGACAGGUCUCUGAAUGUGGACAUGGAGUGGCUGUACGGGGCCAGUGAGAGCAGCAACAUGGAGGUGGACAUCGGAUACCUGCCGCAGUUAGAGCUGCAGUCCAUAGGCCCGUCCACUCCAUCCAUCAUCAUGGACGAGGACGGCAACAUUAUCGACAGUCGGGACGGCAGCAGUGAGCCGAUCCAGUUUGUCUUUGAAGACAUCCACUGGACUUCAGAGAUCAGUCGGCAAGAAGCCACCCGACGCCUGGAGGUCACCCUCUACCCGUUCAAGAAGGUGUCGUACCUGCCUUUUUCAGAGGCCUUUGAGCGAGCCAAAGCAGAGAAGAAGCUGGUGCAUUCCAUUCUGCUUUGGGGAGCAUUAGACGACCAGUCCUGCUGAGGUUCGGGGCGAACUCUCCGGGAGACAGUCCUGGAAAGUUCGCCCGUCCUGGCCCUGCUCAACCAGAGCUUCAUCAGCAGCUGGUCUCUGGUCAAAGAGCUGGAGAAUAUGCAGGCUGAUGAGCAGAACCCUGUGUUGAGUGAAAAGGCCCGAUUACACCUGGAGAAGUACAACUUCCCUGUGGAGAUGAUGGUGGCGAUGCCUAAUGGAACCAUUGUCCACCACAUCAAUGCCAACUUCUUCCUGGACGAGACAGCCAUGAAACCAGAGGAGGAAGGAGCAACUUUCAGCUUCUCUGCAGGGUUUGAGGACCCCUCUACAUCCACUUAUAUCAGCUUUCUGAAAGAGGGGUUGGAGAAAGCUAAGGAGUACCUGGCACAUUAAUGUGUGUGUGAGUGUGAUAGAGCCUGAGAGACUAAACUGGAGGAAAUGACAAUCAUUCCUCUGGGUAAUGAUCCAAGAUAAGGAAAACCCUCCAACAAUUAUAUAGAGAAGCUUUCUCAUCUAUGUUGGCAGCUGAGAAACGUUUUUGCCUUCUAUGCUGUUUGUUACUAUUUAUUUUGGGCAUCUCUCCUGGUCAGAAAUGUUUUAUAUACAGUAUUUGUAUUGUGACAAACGGCACAUAUACUGUACUGUUAGUCAAUAUAGCAUACUUUCAUGAAAUAUAAAGGCCUUGCACUCAGCAGUAACAAAUAUUUAACCACAUUUAGAUCUGCUCUCUCUGCUUCGCAGCUGCUGAUUAGUGUUGGUAUAACAUGUAGACAGAGGCCUGACAAGUCAUUCUUGAGUGCAAGUGCCAGUGCCAUCCUAAAGACAAAUCAUAAAUGCAUCACGACACGAAGCAACAUUUGAUAUUCCUUCUUUUAUAUCCUGGUGUUGCACGUGCAAUAUUUAAUGACAAAGUGAGUUUUCCUGCUGUUGAGGGUACCCAGAGGCGGCGCCGGGGCAGUUGUUGCCUCCAGUUGUGCUUCAGCAGUUUGUGAAGACUUUGCCUGAAAGCCCUCCGUGGGCUGGGUAAUGCCUGAUGUUCUUUGCCGAGGCUGCUGGAGGGAACACCCUUCUCUGCCUCAGGGGACAAACGCAGCAGGAAAAAUUAAACUGGACUGCGGCACAUAAAAUGUUUAAUUCAGCUGUUUUCUUGUACUUUUGAGUUUGAAACCAAAUGUUGGAAUAUUUUGAAGAUUUUUUUUGUUUAGAGGAGGAUGUAAACACACCAAAGAACAUUGUUUUUAACAUGUACAGUAGCUGGCUUGCAGCUAGGGCAGCUGUUGAGCACAAAGAAAUUCAGU